Messenger RNA from Brassica oleracea var. oleracea, 399 nucleotides. RefSeq lists its product as uncharacterized. NCBI's taxonomy places the organism in Eukaryota, Viridiplantae, Streptophyta, Magnoliopsida, Brassicales, Brassicaceae. The record is from RefSeq and is a predicted model, not a curated record. The transcript has a single exon. The coding region runs from base 1 to 399 and encodes 132 amino acids.
AUGUCAUCAUCUUCAUCCGAUGGACUUGAAGAAAGAGUAGACGAACUUUUCGACGAAAUCGUUGAAGAUACAUACAACGACAUAGUGGAGGCCGAAACCAUGCCGCAAAGGACACGUGCAUAUGUAGAACGACACCACGAAGGAGGAGAGGCCCGCUUAUGGAAUGACUACUUCAGCGAAGAUGUGACAUUCUCAUCUCAUUUAUUCAGACGUCGUUUCCGCAUGAAUAAGGAAUUAUUCUUGCAUCUUGUUCAUGGCCUAUCAGACUGCUUUCCAUUCUUUCAGCAAAGAAGAGAUGCAACCGGGAGGUUCGGUCUUUCUGCACUACAAAAAUGUACGGCAGCAAUUCGUCUGCUUGCUUAUGGUACUGCAGCUGACACGGUUGACGAAUAUCUCUGA